AAGAAUUGACAUAAGAGGCAGUUGAAUGACUACAAUAGUGAUAGAAAUGCCUUUAAUAUUAUGGAAUAUAGUACUAAUCAUCUUAUUAAUCCGACGGGUUGACAAUAAAGCAAUGAUGAUUGAACCACCGCAUCGGUCCAGUUUAUGGAGAUAUGACAAGACCGUACCUGUUAACACAAAGGACGAUAUGCUCAACUGCGGGGGAUAUGAGGUACAAUGGGAACAGAAUGGUGGUAUGUGUGGCGUGUGUGGCCAACCUUUUGAUGGCCUCAUAGUGAAUGGCGCUGAGUACAAGACUGUUAGAUCAUAUAAACAAGGAGCCUAUGUAAAUGUCACGGUUGAAGUUAAGAGUAAUCUUCUCGGCUUUUUCGAAUUUCGUCUUUGUCCCAGAAAUAGUUCAAAAGAAACUUUAACGCACGAUUGCUUCCAGCGAAACAUGCUUUGGAUUGAAGAGUCCUGGAGUACUCGUUACUAUGUUGGAAGUCAUGGUGGAAUUUAUGAUUUGCACGUGCGUCUACCAGCAGAUAUUUCCUGUACAAAUUGUGUUAUUCAGUGGAAGUUCAGUACAGGAUAUAGAAUGGGAGGGAUCAAUGAAUGUCAGUGUAUGGGUUGUGGUAGACAGGAAACUUUUUAUAACUGUGCUGAUAUCGAAAUACAGUCGGAUACCUUCUUCAGUGAUAGUGCUUUCGUUUCCACGGAAAUUAAUAUACACAAACCAUUAUUUUUAAUCUCUGAUAAAAACCUCACCGAUUCUAGUAUAGAACGCUUUCGGCAGACGUUGCCAGUUUUCGACAGUCCCAACGCUCUUGAAAUCCGCAAAGGUGAGAGCUCUAAGCUAAAACCUUCUUACAAUGACAAACUGCAGCAAACAAAAGACAUUUCAAAGAAAGUUUUGAAGGAUGCAGUAUCGAAUAUCAAGGACAAACAUGACCAUGUGAAAUGGAUUAAACCUUCAUGGCAGACGGGUAGUGCACACAUCAAAUUCAAAGCUAACAUGACAUUUCCCCUAAAAAUUACCCCAAGUAAAAAGAAUAUAGAAAAGAAAAGGUCAUUUUGGGAGAAAAACUUAGGAGAAUCGUCAUCCUCGCCGACAUGGAAUACAGCACCGGAUAGUUUAAAACAGAUGUCUUUCUGGGAAAAAAUCUCGGCCAAAGCGACGCCAAAACUUUUAAUAAAACCAAAGCCAGGAAGUCUCCUACUAACUAGAUUUGUCCCUAAACAAACAGAUAUUUACUUUUUUCCGGCAAACAGUGGUGAUUCAAUAACAUAUCCUUUAUUUUCACCAACUCGUCAACAUGCAACUACAAAAAACGGAGAUUGUUACUCAACUUCGCCAAAUUACCGAUGUAAAGCAAAAGGUCAAUACUCAAGUACUCGAGGCAUGGAACAAUGGUGUCUAAACAACUGCAAGUCCAAUCACUGUGUCAAGACUAUGUGUGAAUGUGGAUGUGAUGAUGUUGUAGUCCGUGAAAAAAAAUGUCACGCUGUUGGAGCAUUUGAAGAUAUUUAUGGAAUGGAUGAAUGGUGUUCUCGAAUAUGCUCCCGAAAAUCGUGCCCUCCAAAUGUAUGUAGUGUGAAAGACUGCCAAAGUGGUUUUUGAAACUGAUUUUCCAUUAUUUAUCAGAGAUAUAAA
Messenger RNA from Mytilus californianus (California mussel), 1633 nucleotides. RefSeq lists its product as uncharacterized. The coding region runs from base 26 to 1600 and encodes 524 amino acids. Lineage: Eukaryota; Metazoa; Mollusca; Bivalvia; Mytilida; Mytilidae. The transcript is spliced from 3 exons. The record is from RefSeq and is a predicted model, not a curated record.